Molecule: messenger RNA, 1507 nt
Organism: Aaosphaeria arxii CBS 175.79
Lineage: Eukaryota; Fungi; Ascomycota; Dothideomycetes; Pleosporales
Product: GroES-like protein
Exons: 3
Coding region: 303-1394 (363 amino acids)
Biological process (GO): alcohol metabolic process
Molecular function (GO): zinc ion binding; alcohol dehydrogenase (NADP+) activity
Source: RefSeq, a predicted model, not a curated record
CAAUCAGGAACCCCAACUAUAAGACCAGUAGCGGCUCAAGUACCAACCAAUCAGACUAAUCAUUGGCGUCUCCAGUCCCUCGCAUAGCGGGGGGCAGCUCCAUUCUUUGAGAAUUUCAUGACCUCACUGGCGGAGCGACGUGGGCCGAGUCUUAGAAACAUUGAGAGAAAUUAGCUGUCGGCAUAGAAAUAGGACAUUCCCCCCUCCCAUACUGUUGCGCCCCUCCAUUGUCCUCAAGCUUUUCUCACUGCACUUCCGAAUUGUCUAUCACAGAAAACUAAAGUGCCAAUUCCAAAACCAAGAUGCCUUACCCAGAGACCACCGACGCAUUCGCUGUCACUGACAUCAAGAACUGGAGCACAUUCAAACGUCAAGAACUUCCCCUCAAGAAGUUCGAAGACUAUGAUGUCGAUAUCGCCGUAGACGCAUGCGGUGUCUGCGCUUCUGACGUUCACACCAUCACCGGCGGAUGGGGCGAGGACAUUCCCCUCCCUCUCUGCGUCGGACACGAGAUCAUCGGAAAGGCCGUCAAGGUCGGACCCAAGGUCACCACCAUCAAGGUUGGCGACCGUGUCGGUCUCGGCGCACAGAAGGGAGCCGAUCUCACUUGCGCCCAGUGCAAGUCUGACAACGAGAACUACUGCCCCAACCAGAUCGACACCUACGGAGCGAAGCACGACGAUGGAACCAUUGCACAGGGUGGUUACUCCAGCCACGUGCGAGCACACGAGUACUUUACCUUCAAGAUCCCGGAUGCGCUCGACACUGCCAUCGCCGCACCAAUGCUUUGCGCCGGUUUGACCACAUACGCCCCAAUCAAGCGGUUAGGGGCCGGUCCCGGCAAGAAGGUCGCCAUUGUCGGAUUGGGAGGACUCGGUCACUUUGGUGUGCUAUGGGCCAAGGCCCUCGGCGCUGAGGUCUACGUGAUCUCGCACUCCCCGAGCAAGAAGGAGGACGCACUCAAGCUCGGCGCCAAAGACUUCAUCGUCACCAGCAAGGAGGGCUGGGCCGAGCCCUGGAAGUUCACCUUCGACUUCAUCAUCAACACCGCCGACGCGACCGACCGCUUCAACCUCGCCGACUACUUCUCCACCCUCAAGGUUAGCGGCGUCUUCCACAUGGUCGGCUUCCCCGACAAGCCUCUCCCCCAGAUCCAGGCCCAGGUCUUCGCUCCCAACGGUUGCUCCAUGGGCGCCAGCCACAUCGGUAACCGCCCCGAGAUGAUCGAGAUGCUGGAGCUUGCGGCCAAGCAGGACAUCAAGAGCUGGGUCGAGACUAUUGACAUCAGCGAGGCUGGCUGCAAGGAGGCUGUCGAGCGUGUCUACAAGAACGAUAAUGUCAGGUUCAGGUUCACCUUGGUCGGCUACGACAAGGUCUUCGGCAAGAGGUCAUAGAUUCGUUGUUGAAAGAUAUGAUGAAGAUUGAAUGACCUUUUACUUAAUGACAAAAUAUUUUAAUUACCAACGAUAGACAUGAAAAUCAUCAAUAUUGAUUUCUUCUGCUUGGA